Molecule: messenger RNA, 1137 nt
Organism: Odobenus rosmarus divergens (Pacific walrus)
Lineage: Eukaryota; Metazoa; Chordata; Mammalia; Carnivora; Odobenidae
Gene: WDR73
Product: WD repeat domain 73
Exons: 8
Coding region: 25-1137 (370 amino acids)
Biological process (GO): cytoplasmic microtubule organization
Cellular component (GO): cytosol; spindle pole
Molecular function (GO): protein binding
Source: RefSeq, a predicted model, not a curated record
UGGGGCACCGGAAGCGGCGUUGCCAUGGAGUCCGCGGAGGACUGGCUGGUGGAAUCCUUGCGUUUGUACCAAGAUUUCCAUGCAUUCGACCUUUCGGGAGCCACUCGAGUCCUUGAAUGGAUUGGUGACAAAGGAGUCUUUGUUGCUGGCUAUGAAAGCCUGAAAAAAAACGAGAUUCUUCAUCUCAUACUACCUCUCAGACUUUCUGUAAAAGAAAACCAGGGCUUAUGCCCAGAAAGAGAUUUCAAGGUGUGCCACGGAGGAUUUUCAGACACGUCUGUCUUUGAUCUGAAGCACGUGCCAGACACCAGGUUGCUGGUAACCACUGGUCUUCCGGGUUCUUACCUGCAUGUGUGGCAGGUCACAGAGGACAGUGACGUCAUUCAAGCCGUCAGCACCAUUGCUGUGCAGGAGAAGGAGGGCAGUCUCUGGCCCAGGGUGGCCAUCUUCUCUUCGAUGGUACCCGGAGUCCUCCACGGGGUGAGGCUCAGCAGUCUGAAGGUCGUGGAUCUGGAAUCCCAGAAGACCACAUACACCUCAGGGGUCAGUGACAGUGAGGAGCUAAGUAGCCUGCAGGUCCUGGAUGCAGACACCUUUGCCUUCUGCUGCUCCUCAGGCCGGCUGGGGCUUGUCGACAUCCGCCAGAAGUGGGCGCCAUCAGAGAAUGUCAGCCCCAACCUUGGGGCUGCUGGAGGGAGGUGGUGUGCUGAAGUUGGGGGCCGGGGCCCUGGGCCCAGUAUUGCCAGCCUUGGCUCAGACGGGCAACUCUGUCUUCUGGAUCCCCGGCAUCUCGGCCAUCCUGUGAGUUCCGUCCGGUGCUCAGUGUCUGCACCCAGCCCCGACCCAGAGCUGCUGCGAGUGACCUGGGCGCCAGGCCUGGACAACUGUUUGGCCAUUUCAGGUUUUGAUGGGACAGUCCAGGUCUAUGAUGCCACAUCUUGGGAUGGAGUGGGGAGCCAAGUAGAACCUCUCUUCACUCACAGAGGUCACAUCUUCCUGGAGGGCAGCCAGAUGGACAGUGCUCCACUGGUCACUACCCACACUUGGCACCCACACAAACCACGGACUCUCUUAUCGGCAGCAAGCGACGCGUCUCUGCAUGUGUGGGACUGGGUGGACCUCCGUGCGGCCUGCUGA